Blastomyces gilchristii SLH14081 is the source of this 1730-nucleotide messenger RNA. RefSeq lists its product as uncharacterized. The record is from RefSeq and is a predicted model, not a curated record. Bases 1008 to 1454 code for a protein of 148 amino acids. The transcript is spliced from 3 exons. NCBI's taxonomy places the organism in Eukaryota, Fungi, Ascomycota, Eurotiomycetes, Onygenales, Ajellomycetaceae.
GCUUGCUGGACUAAGUUGCCAUUUUGUAUUUUGCCGAAAUGCUGCGCAGGAGGUAUUCAUAUAUAUCAUCAUCCUAUCCAUCCUGGAAGCGGAAACCGCUGAUAAACUGUGGCGUGAUCAAGAAUGACGCGAGCAUUUAAACAAUAUCUUGUCUCUCCCUCCCUUUGAAAACUCCCUCCUGGAUUACUUAUUGCCGCUGCCGUUCAAUAUAUCACAAGACUUCUUUUUAUCUAUCGCCUUACCAUCACUUUUAAAUACUUUCUCUGAAUCCCUCCGCAUGUCGAGAACGCAGGCGUCUUCACAUUGGAUAGAUAAUAAUAACCAGUGACAGAACCCCAGCAUCAAGAGCACUGCAAGACCAGAAAGCUGUGACAUGCUAUAUCAUGCAUGAUAUAUGGGAGCAAUCACAUCAAAUCAUGCUUCCUCAGCUUCAGUGAAAAUACAUUCUCAUGUGUGGAUAGAGCUAUCCCCAAGUCUCUACACUCAGACAUCUAACACCUCAAGGACAAUUUAUAUUCCUCAUAUAUUGGCUGUCAAUUCCAACCCGUAUGCUAAUGCAUGGGGACCAUAUUCAAAAUAACAUUCAUUUCUUUGUCCCUUGAAAAUUUCAACAAAUAGUUUUGAUAGGGAACAAAAAGUGGCAUGAAAAAAAACUUAUUAAUCUGCCCAUCGUACCCGGCAGCCUGCUUUUAAAACCGAGGAAACAAAAAAGGCAAUCUCAAAAAGAGUUGCCGGCAAACCCAAACGCUUAACUACAGUAAGCGCGAGCGAAGCAAGGGCGAAACCAACUCCACCAAAGCCCUCCGGUUGUCCUACAGGCUACAGGUCGGUCAGUGUCCCUGUAUAUUAUUAAAUAUUUCAUGUCUAAUCUAUGUGCUGGGCCAACCUGGGCUUCUACCAGUUAUACCUGUUUAGGUGCCACAUGUGUAUCCUUGGAUCGCACAGUUACAAUAUUUUGCUGACCUGCUGCGUAUGAAUACCGUAUCUUACAUUCCAAACAUUAAGUUAUGUCCUGGCGAAAACAUCGGUACCUUUCCUUCCCACCGCUCCGCAGCCAACCGGCAAGUACUCCGUAUCCCGUAACAGGGUCGAACCAAUAUCACUGCGGUACGAAGUUGCAUAAAUCAGACGGUAAUAAACACCUCAGGACUAAUCCGAAACCCCCGCAAGAAAAGCAAGCAAAUUUCAACAUCCCGAUUAACUUUCCUCCCCAUUUUGGUGGUUUACCAUACCAAAUUGUUGGAAGGAGAAUACCAAGAUGCUUUAUUUUCUUGAAACCAUGUCUCUUAGGAAUAAGGAAAAAGGGGGGGAAAAAGCAAUAUCUAGGGAAUUUUGAGUUGUCAUUAAAUAUAAGCUUUCCCACUCUUCCUCUCUUCACACUACAUUUACCCUGUACAGACAUCACAGUUACUUUUAAUAUAUCUGCCUGUGAACGAAAUACAGGUGCUCCGUGACAUUUCCGGCUACUGCUACGGUGGCUAGGAUCUGUAAAUCAACUUGAGAUCUAAGAUAUUGCACGAGCCCUGCUGGCGAGUCAAAAUAUCUUCUCAGUCAACUCUCAAAUCAACAAUAUCAACAUUUUCUUCUUUACUGCUUUUAUUAUCUCUAAAUGAACAAAAUAGUAUUACAGAUUUCACAUCUAAUAACAAGAUUGUAUACACAGCUGUAUCUUUCUUUUCAAAGCCUGAACAAACACUUUCAAAUUUAUACUAGAAAAGAAAGAUAAUCAC